AUGCAGGACGCCGUAAUGGCCUGCUUCUCUGGGUGUGUACCAGAACGGGAGGCGGCCAGUUUGUACGAUAGCCCAGAGGAAGCUAAGCAAGCGCGACAGCGGGACAAGGAGCUGACCAAGGUGCUCAACAAAGAACACAAGGAGGAUAUGAGGAGGAUCAAACUACUCCUUCUGGGAACUGGAGAGUCCGGAAAAAGUACAAUCACCAAACAGUUGAAGAUCAUUCACGUCAAUGGGUACUGUUUGAAAGAACGUCUGGAAAAGAUUUCAGAUAUAGUCAGAAAUGUGAGGGAAUCCAUGUUGGCGAUUCUGGUGGCCAUGCAGCAGCUCUCCAUCAAUCUACAGAAGGAGAGCAACAAAGCCAGUGCGGAGUUCUUGCUGGCAGAGGCAGCUGAGCAUAAGGUUGAGGCGUCUGAAGAGUUCUGGGAUCACUGUGAGAAGCUCUGGGCUGACCAGGGUGUCCAGGCCUGUUUUAUGAGAUCCCACGAGUACCAACUGUUCGACUGCGCCAAAUAUUUUCUGGAUAAAAUCAGCCAGUUGAGAGAUCCGAGCUAUGCCCCUCCAGACCAGGACAUCCUCCGCUGUAGGGCCAUCACUACAUCCAUACAGCACAUCGAGUUUGAUGUUCCCGACGCUGGCCAGCAGGUUAGAUUCAGCCUGUACGAUGUCGGUGGCCAGAGAGGGGAGAGGAAGAAGUGGAUCCAGGUGUUUGACAGUGUGGUGGCAAUCCUGUACCUGGGCGAUACAUCCAGCUUUGACCAAACUCUUCGAGAAGACCCCCGCAGAAAUCGACUUAUCGAGUCCCUGGAGAUCUUUCAGCAAGUGUGGAACAACAGGUUUUUAAGACCAGUGUCCAUCUUGUUGUUUCUGAACAAGAUCGAUAUUCUGGCAGACAAGAUCGCCAGGGGCAGAUCAAUCACGGACUUUCUGGCCCAGUAUCCGAACAGAUUCCCAGAGUACAGUACCUUUAGUCCCACAGCAAAUGAAAAAUCUGAAUUUUUGGAAGCAUUUCCUUGUGGACACAAUGCAGCAUCAAAGAAACGGGGACGGUUAAGUUCAAGGCCAGAUAUCAAUCCAGAGGUCACCAAAACUGCCGUUUACAUCAAACAUUUAUAUAUGAAAAUCGUCACGGGAGAGCUGUCCGUGGGCUCUGGUGUCCAGGGCCAUGAUCGCACCUGGCAUCAGAAUCACUCAUGCGAGUAUUUCUAUACCUGCGCUGUGGACACUAACAACGUCAAGAUUGUCCUAGAGGGCUGUCGGACAUUGAUCAUUCGUAAACACCUGGAGCGUUUUGGGAUUAUCUGA
Candidula unifasciata is the source of this 1305-nucleotide messenger RNA. The record is from the annotation of a GenBank genome assembly. Lineage: Eukaryota; Metazoa; Mollusca; Gastropoda; Stylommatophora; Geomitridae.